Molecule: messenger RNA, 3924 nt
Organism: Drosophila arizonae
Lineage: Eukaryota; Metazoa; Arthropoda; Insecta; Diptera; Drosophilidae
Gene: dlt
Product: codanin-1 like protein dlt
Biological process (GO): chromatin organization
Cellular component (GO): nucleus
Source: RefSeq, a predicted model, not a curated record
AAGCGCUGCGUAAAAAAUUAAGUAAAAAGUUGAAAAUCAAUAGUUAAACCAACAAAUUUCUUCGUAAAGCGGUUGAGCAAGGUCCAGAGUGAACGGGGCCUGAGGGAAAGAGAGAAAAAUGUUUUGUGAGAACGAGCGCUUGAACGUAAUAUAAACAAAAACCUAGCGACACAUAUGUAUAAAUAAAAACAAAACAGAGAAUGGAGCUAGCGGAAGAACAGGAACUGGAAAUGGAGCCGGAGCAGCAUUUAAAGCAUCUACUAAAUAAACUCGAACCUAUCGAAUUGAAUCAACUGCCAGAAAAGUUCAACGCUCACUUUCAGGGAGGGCAGAGUGGCCUAGAAGAUUUCGCCAUUUACUAUUUGGCUGCACUACGUCAGCACACAGAGCAGCAUUUUCGUAACAGUCUAAGCAACGAAUCGGAGACGCCCAAAAGUCAAACGCCUGUACGCCAACCAAGGCCACCCACACAAACAGAUCAGGAACUGAAUGAAUCUCAACUUAGUCAACUGAGCAUUGGCAAUGUGUCCACGCCUGUGCGACAAAAUCCACAUGGACGUCGUUCCACUGGUGGCCAAUUCAACAGUACACCGCAUAGCAACGAACGAUCCACUAAUCGCAGUGGAGGAGGUGGUAGCGUUUCCGGUGGUAGCUUUUGUCUAGGUGACUUUUUGGUCAAUACAACGCCCAAUCAUAGCCAACAACGUGCAAGGAAGAAGCCGCUAACGCCACAGUCAAAUACCGCACAAGAUUGUGCACACAAUAAAUCUCAAAAACCACGUCGACGUGUGGUUCCUAUGACAAUCAGCAAGAAUGUGUCUUCGUGCAGUUCCUUUGGCGACACCAGCUCGUUUAGCAACGAGAACAAUUUGUUGCGUCUGUCGCAGAGCUGUGAAUUGGAUCGCAGCCAAGGCGCUGAACUGGAAUUGGAGGCAAGAAAGACAUUGCUACUACGCAGGCAAGAAAUUAAAAGUGAAGCGCCAGUUGAACAGGAAAGAGAACGAGARAGAGAGAAAGAAAUUCGACCUUUAGAGCCAGUCAGCUUGGAGGAUGUCAGCCAAGCCAAAAAGCUUCAAGUGCUAGCUAGCAUCUACUCAUUGCUCAUGGAUUUGAAUCUUGUUCCAAACGUAUUGAGUGAGAUAAGCUUUGUACUGCAAUUAGUUAAUAUACGCAACAUCGUGUCUGAUGCGAGUCCAACGAAGUCUGACUCGGAUGCACCUCUCGCCCUACUAACCGGCUACAAGGAAUGCAUUUACUUUGCCGUUAAAUUACUGGAGCAACAGCAGGAGCUGCUAUUGCAGCUGGAUCGUAAAUCUCUGGGUGUGCUGCUUCAGCAUGAACGUUUGUCUUUGCUCUCCAAAGAGAUGCAGGAACAACUGGAACUAUCCUGUCAACAGAAACAGCAGUUAAAGAGCAAGCGGGAGCUAUUUCCCGACACCCAAAAUCCUCAGCAAAAUGUCUACUACCAGCACGAGAAAGAUUCACGUGAUAAUUUUCCUAGCCAACAGGAGUUCGGUGCAUUUAAGACCCAGCGAGAUCUUUUUUACAAGGCGCUCAAGCAGUGGGAGCAACUACAUCUUAAUCGUGCCUUCUGUUUUGGCAGAGAUUUGGGUCAAUGCGUGCGAGAGAUCUUCAGGCAGUCCGAGCAUGCUGUAAAUAUGGCGCACUUUGCCAAACUGUUUGUCAGCCAGCUACUCAUGUCCAGUGGUGAGACGCACGAAUCACCCGAAGAACUGGGUCUGAAGCUUGACCAGCAGCGUCUCAACAGACUGGCCCAGCGUCUGAUUACUAGCAAUUCAAGCGUUGAGGAUCAGUUUCCACGCACGCAAGCCUUCUUUCGUGAUUUUAUUAGCGAAUGUGGAUCCUUGGCAUUUCUAGUACAGCUCCAGCUGGCGCUCUAUGUCCAAUUGUUGCGCCAUAAUGAUUCCAGUUUUGAGUUGCUGCCACUUCAAGCCGAAGACGAAGACGAUGGCGAGGUAGUUCAGUCUCCGUUUAUCGUACGACCACAGGCUCUUGCAGAAUUGCUUAUGUUGGCUAAAUUUCUAGGGUAUGUUUGCGCCUUCCCUUACAAUCGAUCGCCCACUGCCUAUGCCUGCCCGCAACAACUGCAGCUGCGUCGCCAGUUCCAGCCACCGUUUGAGAUGCGCACUCAUCUUGAGCGAGCCAUGCGCCAGGACAAACUACUCAUCACGUUGCCCUGGCUGGUACAGUACUUGGCCAUGUUAGAUGUGGUCACACUGCAGCUUCCUGCUGCGGUGGCUACGCUGGAAUUGCUCUAUGCGCUGUAUGAAGGCGUGGUUGCUAAUCAAAAUCCGCAGUUCUUUAUUAUACGUAUUUGCCUCGGUUGGCUAUUGGAAUCUCAGCCAGCGCUCAGCAGUGGCUACUACAGUCAAAGGAGCGCCAAAUCCUUAAGUGGAGCAAGUGCAGCAUUGGUCGCCGAUUGCCUGCAUAGUCUGAGCAUUUCGUAUAAGGGACAGGCAGCAGCACUGCUCGAGCAGCUCCUCCCAGUGGCGUGUCCCUUUCUUCAUGAGUUUUGUGUCUCCAUUACUCCCUCGCAGCGACAAGUGCAGCGGAGUGGACGCUUUCGUUAUAUAACCACUCGACUGGAACAGCUGAGUGGAAGCAAGAAGUUGCAAUCUGCACCAGAGGAAACGGUUGAUCCUUUGCAGACUGUGGAAGCUAUGUCAUCGGAGCAAAAGCAACGCAAAUUGGUGGACGCCUUUCUACACUCACAGAACGCUUCCAUGCGACGUCUAUUGGAAUUUGUUACAGAGCGCAGCUUUAAGUGUGUGGUCAAGGAUGCCCAGCAAACUAUACUCCUGCCCUCCAAGGCUGCAGCCGAUGCGCUUGUCAAUGGGAUUAGGUCCACGCAAGAGCAAGAGGUGCAGCGUGAGUUGCAACGCAUCUAUCAACAGGCACGCAUUCAAGCCUCUCAACAAUGGGCAGAACAAGUGCCUGCAAUGUUAGAGAAACGCAUCGAACAAUCUUUAAUGGCUCUGUUGCCCCUUAACACCCAUGAGGUAGUGCGACGCACGUAUAGCCAUUUGAUUAGGCAGCAGGCUGAGCCACAGAUACACCAGUGGCUAGAAACGAGCGUCAUACAAUCUAAUUUUUACCACGGUGAUUUGCAGGAGGUGGCCAUCAAGGUGUGUCGAGCGAACAAGAAUAACAAUCAGGCUACCAGCAGCAGUGGAACUUCCAAUGAAAUGUGCCUAACUGAUGCGAAUGGACUUAGUUUGUCCGGUAUACUACAUGAGCUGCAGCAAUGGGUACACUGCCUCAGCUUGAGACCCGAAUAUUUGUGUUAUAUGAGUGAUUUGCAAGGAUUGCUCGGAAGGACGAAAGAGGCCGUUCAACUUAAGCAACUGCCCAGCUAUUUCUACCAGCUGAUGGGAUCUGUAUUGGUGCGCCUGUUACAAUUACUCAUAUACCGUCAGCCACAUUUGUUAACCGAGGACGUCAUCAAUACUAGCUGCGAGGUGUGGCUAACACCUCAAGUUCGUGGCACUGAUGAGACAAUACCUGUGUUUCUUGAAAGCCUGCUCAGCAUCAGCUUUGUACAGGAGCUCAGCUCCGAUCCUUCGAGCUUCCAGCUACUCCACCAUCUGCUUCACGCUAUGCUGAACGCUCGCGUGCUCGGCAUCGAUCACCUCAAUCAGUUAUUUUUGCCGCUCUUCAAGGAGAAUUGGACUCCGCCUGUGUGGAAAGCGUUGUCACAGGUGCUCCAUCGAUUGUCCAAAGAUCACUCCGAUAACGAUAAAAGUAACGACGAUGACGACGGAAAAUCGCAUUUGUUUAUGGAAGUGCUAGCGGAUUUGUCGCAAGAUUUGGAUAGUUUUUAAGCUUAAAGUUAUUAUUAUAUCAUUCUAUGCAUUUAUCAUAAAAUUGUUAGUUGCUGUGAAUAAACUCUAUUUUUUGCACAAG